AUGGAAUUCAUUCCAGUUUGUGGUGUGAGUGUGGAUACAGUCGGAAACAUAUAUGUAGUCGACUCGGGCAAUGCUCGAGUGAUGAAAUGGGCACCAGGUGCCCUAGCAGGUACCGUGGUUGCUGGUGGCAAUGGCGUCGGUAACGCCAACAAUACCCUUGAUACCCCUGAUGGCCUAUUUGUCGAUCCAAUAACGUUAGCCAUCUGGAUUGCUGACACUUACAAUAAUCGUAUAGUCAAAUGGUCAUCACCCUUAGGGAAUGUUGUCAUCUAUGGCAGUGGUCCAGGCUCAGGAGCACACCAAUUCUGGCAUCCACGUGGAGUCUUCGUCGAUACUGCUGCCUCAAACACUCUCUAUGUUGCAGAUACAGAAAAUCAUAGAAUUCAAAAGUGGCUACCGGAUGCAAGCAGUGGUGUGACAGUGGCUGGACAGACAGGUGCUUUACCACCCAACACAGUAUGUGCAAGAGCUAUGUGGGCAGCGAAUGCUACAACUGUUGCUGGCUCAUCGUUAGGAGCCAAUGGCAUCAGUCCACAUCUGCUCACUUCUCCUUGGGACGCAGUUCUCGACAACACUGGAGCUGUCUAUGUUUCGGACACCGGCAAUCUCGUCCCACGAGUGCAAAUGUGGCUUCUCGGCGCAACUAGUGGAACAACCGUAGCUGGCGGUACCUCAGGGUUAGGUCUCGAUCAAUUUGACGUCAUUGUACAUGGUUUGAGCUUGGAUGCGAAUGGAAAUUUAUAUGCAGCCGAUCAGAGUCGGGUGAUGAAGUGGGCACUCGGAGCCCAGAUCGGUUCGGUUGUGGCUGGUGGUAAUGGUGUCGGUAGUGAUACUAACCAGCUUAAUUAUGCUGGUGGUAUAUUUGUCGAUCCAAACACGUUGCGCGCUCGAUUUCAUUUAUAA
Molecule: messenger RNA, 903 nt
Organism: Rotaria sp. Silwood1
Lineage: Eukaryota; Metazoa; Rotifera; Eurotatoria; Philodinida; Philodinidae
Source: the annotation of a GenBank genome assembly